AUGGGGAAAGCUAAGGUCGCACCACGGGAAAUCGAGCGCCGACACGCUCUCACUCCCCCUCUACCUCCGUCAUCCCAGAUCACCAAGGACUACCAUCAAAGGGCAUCAACGUUAGCCCAAAGCGAUCGCGCUUCUUCAAGUUACCCCAAGAACUACACGACCAGACACACCGGUACCUUUCCAUCUGGCGAAGACCGCUCAUCAUCUGUCAGCGCAAGCGGUUUAGAGGAGGAUCUUUCGCUCAUCUCUACAUCCAGCCUCAGAAGGACCUGGAGAAAGACGGGCUCCCAGUGCAUACCCGGAUUUGGCCUCACACUACCCGUGGCCGGCGGAAAAUCUUCGGGCUUCUGGUACACCAAGGCCACAGAAAUCCUUUACGCCGAAAACACCUUCUACUUCAGCGGUGGAAUCCGUCCACCCCAGUUUAUCCAAAUCCUGCCUCCCGCACAACUGAACACGACCCGACACAUCACGCUUGAAUGCCCGGAAUAUUUGAGCUACAACGACAGGGCGAGUGGGUUGCUUUGGAGAGAAAUGAUCAACGCUGCAACUCAAUUGAAGGGCCUUCGAGCUGCUACGGUGAUUCUUUCUCCUCGGCGAGAGGAUUCUCGCGAAGUAGACGACUUGGAGGUUCUCCGAGGAGCUCGAUUUGCGGGGCUGAAGAUCUUCAACGUGCAAAAAUGCCCUGUUUGGGAGCCUGCCGCCGCACAAGCCGUAGCUGAAGCUUCCACCCAAGCUGCGACAGCAGAGGAGACUGCCAGACUGCCAGACAAAAUCGAGACACUAGGGGACAACAAGCUCGCGCUCGUCCCCGACAAGCUCAAUUUCCCAUACACCAGUGCUUUUACCAAGUUGCCUUGCUUUCUUUCCAAGGUGACAAUUUUCUCCCAAGUUGUUUUGCUCCACCGGAGACUGAGCUUGGCAGAGUAA
Messenger RNA from Penicillium cataractarum, 930 nucleotides. RefSeq lists its product as uncharacterized. The record is from RefSeq and is a predicted model, not a curated record. The transcript has 3 exons. NCBI's taxonomy places the organism in Eukaryota, Fungi, Ascomycota, Eurotiomycetes, Eurotiales, Aspergillaceae. The coding region runs from base 1 to 930 and encodes 309 amino acids.